CCUCCGUGUGUGCCCACCUCCUGCUCAUCAUGCCGGACCAGAUCAGUGUGUCGGAAUUUAUCAGUGAGACCAAUGAGGAUUACAAGUCUCCCACCGCGUCUAACUUCACCACCAGGCUGAGCCAGUGCAGGAACACAGUCACAGCCAUUGAAGAGGCCCUUGAUGUCGAUCGCACGGUUCUCUACAAGAUGAAGAAGUCAGUAAAAGCCAUUAACACAUCUGGUCUCGCCCAUGUUGAGAAUGAAGAACAGUAUACACAAGCACUGGAAAAGUUUGGAAGCAAUUGUGUCUGCCGAGAUGACCCUGACUUGGGGACCGCUUUUCUAAAAUUCGCUGUCUUCACCAAGGAGCUGACUGCACUUUUUAAAAACCUGGUCCAGAAUAUGAAUAACAUUAUAACAUUCCCACUGGAUAGUUUAUUGAAAGGAGAUCUCAAAGGUGUAAAAGGGGACCUGAAGAAGCCUUUUGAUAAAGCAUGGAAGGACUAUGAAACAAAAGUGACUAAAAUAGAGAAGGAGAAGAAAGAACACGCCAAGCUGCAUGGGAUGAUUCGCACAGAGAUCAGUGGAGCAGAAAUCGCUGAGGAGAUGGAGAAAGAAAGAAGGUUCUUCCAGCUACAGAUGUGUGAGUAUCUACUGAAAGUGAAUGAAAUCAAGAUAAAGAAAGGAGUGGAUCUACUGCAGAACCUAAUUAAGUACUUCCAUGCACAGUGCAACUUUUUUCAAGAUGGCCUGAAAGCUGUUGAAAGCCUCAAGCCGUCCAUUGAGAAACUAUCAACAGAUCUGCACACGAUCAAACAAGUCCAGGAUGAAGAAAGGAAACAACUGACGCAACUUAGAGACAUCUUAAAAACUGCACUGCAAGUGGAACAGAAGGAGGAUUCCCAGAUCCGCCAGAGUGCUGCAUACAGCCUGCACCAGCCACAGGGGAACAAGGAACAUGGCACCGAGAGGAUUGGCUUCCUUUACAAGAAAAGUGAUGGGAUUAGGAAAGUUUGGCAGAAGAGGAAGUGCUCUGUUAAGAAUGGUUUUCUCACAAUAGCUCAUGGCACAGCCAACAUACCUCCUGCAAAGCUGAACCUGCUGACCUGCCAAGUGAAGACAAACCCAGAGGAAAAGAAGAGCUUUGACCUCAUCUCUCAUGAUCGGACUUAUCAUUUCCAAACUGAAGAUGAACAAGAGUGCCAAGUAUGGAUGUCCGUUCUCCAGAACAGCAAAGAAGAAGCACUAAACAAUGCUUUCAAAGGAGACCACAGUACAGGCGAGAACAACAUAGUCCAGGAGCUGACCAAGGAAAUUAUAUCUGACAUCCAGAAGAUGCCGGGGAAUGAUAUAUGCUGUGACUGUGGAGCAGCAGACCCUACCUGGCUUUCUACAAAUCUGGGUAUACUGACGUGUAUUGAAUGCUCAGGAAUUCACAGAGAGCUCGGGGUGCAUUACUCCAGAAUACAAUCCCUUACACUGGACGUCCUGGGAACUUCUGAGCUGCUGCUUGCCAAGAACAUUGGAAAUACAGCAUUUAAUGAGAUCAUGGAGCCCUGCCUGCCUGCUGACGAUACUGUGAAACCUGUGCCCAGUAGUGACAUGAAUGCUAGGAAAGAUUACAUCACUGCCAAGUACAUUGAGAAACGAUAUGCGAGGAAGAAAUACGUUGACAAUGCAUCUAGACUGCACAAUCUGUGUGACGCCGUCAAGACCAGGGACAUAUAUGCACUGGUGCAGCUGCACGCUGAUGGCGUGGACCUUACAGAAACCAUUCCACUAGCUAAUGGCCAUGAACAAGGCGAGACGGCACUACAUCUAGCUGUCAGAUCUGUAGACCGGACAUCCCUGCACAUAGUUGAUUUCUUAAUGCAAAAUAGUGGUAAUUUGGACAAACAGACUGUGAAAGGCAGCACUGCCCUCCAUUAUUGCUGUUUAACAGACAACGCCGAGUGCCUUAAACUACUACUGAGAGGCAAGGCUUCCAUAGAGAUUGCCAAUGAAGCAGGUGAAACAUGCCUAGAUAUUGCUAAGAGGUUAAAGCACACACAGUGUGAGGACUUGCUGAUGCAAGCUUUGACUGGGAGAUUCAAUGCUCAUGUCCAUGUAGAAUAUGAAUGGAGGCUGCAUCAUGUGGACAUGGAUGAGAGUGAUGAUGACGUGGAUGAUAAAACUCAGCCAAGUCCUAACCGGAGGGAGGACAGACCAAUCAGCUUUUACCAGAUGGGACCAAAUGCUGGGCAGCCUAGCGUUGCCGCUUUAGCUCGGGAUGCCGCGAACAUCGCCAAAGACAAGCAAAGAAACUUUCUUCCCAAUAUCGUUCAGAAUGAAACGUACGGAGCAGUGCUCAAUAAUAACAUCACACCGCCGAGCUCUGCCGGGCCGGCACCAGCUCCUCCUCUGCCACCAAGAAACAUUGGCAAAGUUCAGUCGACCAUUUUUGGCAGUAGUAUACACAACGCCCUUUCCAAUUCCCCGGCCUGGAAAUCCCACGCGAUAGGACAUGAGAGUGGCAGCAGACAGAGGUCCUCGUCUGACCCUCCAGCUAUCCACCCUCCUGUGCCACCAAUGCGUGUAACAUCUACUGCCACAAGUACGUAUCCCCCUCCACCUCCUGUAGCGAAAACAGCCAGCGUUAUGGAAGCACUGAACCAGCACUCCAAACAGAACCAGCCCCCUCCAGUUCCACAGAACAAACCAGCAGCACCACCACAGCCUCCCAAUAGACUGACACAGAAAAGACUGGUCCCAGGGGUAGAGAAGCCUGCUCCACUAAGAAAGACCCAGUCUGUGGCAUCCCCAGCCUUACCACCUCCUGUAUCCGUCUCCUCAUCAGCUGGAGAUGACGCUCCUUCUCCGCCCCCCGGACCUAAACCAGGUGCUACAUUACCCGUACAUCCUCCUGCUCCAAUGCCCCGGAAAUCUCAGCUGGUAAAACCAAAGAUCAAAAAAGGGAAAGCGGUAUAUAAUUGCAUGGCAGACAAUCCAGAUGAGCUGACCUUCGUAGAAGGGGAGAUCAUUGUAAUAGACGGAGAGGAGGACCAGGAGUGGUGGAUUGGACAUAUAGAUGGUGAGCCAUCAAGACGAGGUGCGUUUCCUGUGUCCUUUGUACACAUUUUUAUGGAAUAAGCCACCCAGGACUAUGAGGACCUUCGUCUCCCGAGUCCAGCUGAGCAGAAGACCUCCAGCACUAUAGAGAAUAUUGAAGAGAUAGAGCCACCCGCCAUGACUGCCAGCUGAACUCUUCCCUCUGUUCAUCACCUUUCCACAGGAGGAGAGGCUUCUGCCCAGACUCCAAAUUCAGUGUAUAUUUAUUGUUCCUGUACGGAAGUUUGUUGCCAAUCGGAUGUAGAUAUUCUUGUUGAAGUGUAGAGAUUUCUGCAGUCUUAAACUCCCAGGAUCUUUUAUAUGAGCCUGACUUUCUAUGAUUAUUGGUUUAGUAACGGUGUCUCUGUCUAUAGAUCCCCACUCCUUGUUAAAGAGGAACCUGAAAUACAUUGCAGGGCAAUGCACUAUAGACUCGUCUGCAGCUAAUGGGUUAACGACUCUUAGGGAAAAAAAUGUUUUCUAUAUAAUUAACUUUACUUUUUUAUGGAACUAAUCGUUUAGCUCUGUGUGAUUUUGCUAAUAAAUAACCAGACCAAUCGAAUAAACCUCUAUGCUGCCU
Nanorana parkeri is the source of this 3648-nucleotide messenger RNA. It is a transcript of the gene ASAP2, whose product is annotated as ArfGAP with SH3 domain, ankyrin repeat and PH domain 2. Gene Ontology annotation, biological process: positive regulation of GTPase activity. The transcript has 28 exons. NCBI's taxonomy places the organism in Eukaryota, Metazoa, Chordata, Amphibia, Anura, Dicroglossidae. Bases 30 to 3110 code for a protein of 1026 amino acids. Gene Ontology annotation, molecular function: protein binding; GTPase activator activity. Gene Ontology annotation, cellular component: cytoplasm. The record is from RefSeq and is a predicted model, not a curated record.